Temnothorax curvispinosus is the source of this 3375-nucleotide messenger RNA. RefSeq names its product DENN domain-containing protein 1A. Bases 331 to 3096 code for a protein of 921 amino acids. Gene Ontology annotation, biological process: endocytosis; endocytic recycling. Lineage: Eukaryota; Metazoa; Arthropoda; Insecta; Hymenoptera; Formicidae. Gene Ontology annotation, cellular component: intracellular membrane-bounded organelle; cytosol. The transcript is spliced from 15 exons. Gene Ontology annotation, molecular function: phosphatidylinositol phosphate binding; guanyl-nucleotide exchange factor activity. The record is from RefSeq and is a predicted model, not a curated record.
CUCCAAUUUCAACGAGAGAGCGCGAUAUACGCAACGUAGGCAGACAAAUAGAUACAUACAUACGAUACGUACCUAUUCACCGAUUUUGUCUCGUGUCAAUAGGCGGUGAUCGCGUAUGGUUUAUCCGAGUUUUGCGAGGACCGAAGGAAAGGAAGACAACGUGUGAGAUCCACAACGUCCACAAGCGCUACGGAAAACGACCAAGUGUUGGCGACAUGCGGCUAUGACGUUUUUAAAAUUCACCCGAGCGAAAUAUAUUGCUGUUAUGUAGUACGAUGACGUAUAGACGUCAAGAUCACACGGAGUACUUAUUUUUUUUCAGCUGUUAUCAUGGGAUCUAGAUUAAGGGAAAAUGUCAAACAGCUUUUUGAAUGCUUCUGCGAGGUAGCCGCAUCAAUAGGAGAAAAGCCAGCUUGGAUACUCCAGAAAUAUCCCAAUUCCUUUUCGGAUGAAGAGAUACUUAAAUCCGUUCCUAAAUUUGCAUAUCCUUGCGAAUUUGAAAAUUUAUUGGUACAGCACUUUUCGUUCGUGCUUACUAGCAUAGAUUCAAAAUGGACUUUUGGAUUCUGCCGUCACGAUCCCAAAACAGAAACGGCUUUAGUAGUCCUGAGUGCACUUCCGUGGCACGAAACAUUUUACAAAUUAUUGAAUCACAUUGCAUCCUUGACCAGCAAUGCCAGCGGAGAAGAUCUGUGGAAAUUUCUUGAGAGUGUACAUACGUGUGGAGUUCCAGUGCCUGGAAACUCCCUAUCCAUCCCUUUACCAAAUUCUACAUUAAAUUUUAUUUGUCAAAGCCCAAAACAGUUUCAAUUACCUAGUAUCCCUGAAAAUAGGAACUUGACUGAAUAUUAUAGCGCUGUAGAUUCGCACAAUAUGAUGAUGAUAUUCGCAUCUAUGUUAUACGAACGCCGUAUCAUUUUUAUUUCAAAACGUCUAUCAAGAUUGAGUGCAUGUGUACAAGCAUGCAACGCUUUAAUUUAUCCAAUGAUUUGGCAACAUAUAUACAUCCCCGUUCUGCCAUUAUCAUUAAUAGAUUAUUUAUUAGCGCCUAUGCCAUUCUUAAUUGGUGUGCCUACCCUGACGCUUCAGAAAGUACCCAAGAGUGAUUUAGGAGAAGUUGUUAUUUUAGAUGCUGAUAAUAAUACAAUUGAAUCACCGUUUCAAGAUCUGGAGUCUUUACCUCAAGACGUAGUAACGAAUUUGAAGAAAGCGUUACGCAACAGGCCAGCUCUUCUCGGAGAUGGCGUAUCAAGGGCAUUCCUGCGUGCGUUAGUGCAGUUAACAGCAGGUUAUAGAGAAGCAUUAACUUUACAGCAGGGUGAGCGUAUUACGUUCAAUCAAAAUGCAUUCGUCGAAAGUAGGCCAUCUUCUAUGCAACCCUUUUUACGAAAGAUGUUGGAAUUACAAAUUUUCCAACAAUUUAUAGAAGAAAGGCUGAACAUGCUCAAUUCAGGACUCGGUUUCUCGGACGAGUUCGAAAUGGAAGCCUGCAGUUAUUCAGCCAAAUCAAGUAGUAAAUUUAUGCAGCAGUAUAGGGAAUGGACUUACACCAUGCGAAAAGAAAGCUCCGCAUUUUUCCGUAGUGUAAAAGAUAAGGCUAAUCCAGCAGUAAAAUAUGCUGUUAAAUCAGUGAAAGAUAAAGGCAAAGAUAUGAAAACGGCAUAUAAAGGAUUAAAGUGGAAAGGACGGUCUAAUAGAAGUGAAACCAGUAUGAGAUUUCACCAGCCACGAUCGGCUCCUAGCUCGCCUACAUUAGACAGAAGACCUAUUGGAUUUACAUCCCCACCAAAGUCUCCAAAUGGUAUAUCAGCAGCAACUAGUUACCGAAAGGACUUGCGUUUGCGGAAUAGCAAUUUCACUGAUACAAGUAGAAAACAAUACUCACCUUUAAGUCCUAGUUCUCCUGAAGAAUCAGACUCUCCAUUGGAACGUAUAAAUAUAGAUCUUAUGCACGAACUUCGAGAUGUGAUAUUUCCAAAUACACCGCCUGUGGAUAGGACAUUGAAACCAGUACGCAGUUUAGACAGCUUGAGACCUGCAUGGAGUGGGCACUUACGGCACGGCCCUCUACCUAGUACUAUCAUUACAAAUCCACGCAAAGUUUCUUCGACAAAGCAAAUUUUAUUUUCCUCCUCCUCUCAUCCCCUUCCCUCAAACAAUUCGGGUAAUCAAUUGAAACCGUUUACUUCUAAUUCAGUGACUACAAAGUCAAAUAGUACCAUGGAGAUUGAAACGUCACCUUCACCUGUAUUGCCCGUGUUACACAAUCAAAAUGCUCAACCAAAUCAAUUUUUACGUGAAUUGCAUGUACAUAAUGAUUUCGUAAAACCUGUCGUUAACUUAUCAUCGUGCAUUCAUGAAAAAGAGAAUGCGAAAUCUCAAGAGAGAUUUUCUUCAAAUGAUAGAAAAUUCAAUCCGAAAGAUUGUCACAUUUUUACACGUGCCAAUCCAAUUCCAAAUACAUGGGAUGACGAACCUUUCAAUAGAUCUUUCAAAACGUCAAAUUUUCUUCACGAAGUAAACGAAGAUGAUCCUUUCGAUACGAGUAGAGUAUUCACGCCUACUUAUUUGCAACAAGCUGCGCCACUUUUUAAAUCCACGAUUUCCUCGAUGCCCGCUCAAUUUCAUCCAUUAUCACAUCCAUUCGAUACUACAUCCUGUUCUGCACAGGCUAAGGAUUCUCCCGAUGUCCCAGAUUUGAUACGGCUAGAUUCAACAAACAGCAACGACGAUUUCGAUCCGCUUCUAUCUAAAUCUUCCGAAUUUUCGAGCACAAAACAGAUGAGCCAAUCGUUACAUUUACCUGAAAUGGGUGAAGGUCUCAGUAACCCCUUAUACCCUUAUUUUCAACAACCGUUGCACAAAAACAAUGAGAAGGCGAAAACCUCUGAUAAUGUGGGUGAUAUGGAUUUAUUACAGGCGUAUGGUAUAGACUUUAAUAAAUUUAGCUUAUCCAAUGGUGAUAAUCCAUCCGCAAUGAAUACCGCCGCGUGUAAUCGAAGUGAUAACAGUAUUAAUAACACGAUGGACACAUUCAGUUUAACGCUGAAUACACCUGCCAUUAAAUCACAAAAUAAUUGGACGAAGUUUGAGUAAAUAUUAGUAUUAUAUAUAUAUAUAUAUAUAUACAUAUAUAUGCCUACACACAUUAUAAUUGUAAAUAUAUCAUUAGUAUUUUGUUAUGCAUUUAGAUACCUUUAUCAGCAAACAGUCUCAUUAACACUCCUUUAUAAGAUCAUCUCAUCAUGUUAGCCAAUAAUUAUCAUGUUAUACACAGAAUCAACCGCCGGAAUACUGUUUUGCGUCGUAAACGACAUAUACUUAUGUACUUUGUAUACUUUCGUAUUAAAAGCCAAUGGCAUCUGUGCAUGCAUA